GUACUUUUGUAUUCAAUUGUAGUUAGUUUUCUGGCGGUUUAUUAUUUACAUAUUAUAUUCUGCAAUUUUAUUUAGAGUAUGAAGUUCUGGGUACUAUUAGUGCCACUUCUUGCAACGCAAGCAAUUGCAAACCUGGCUUCAGCAGCCAACAACAAUGUAGAUUCAGAUGGCCCGCGUGUGCCCAUUGAAUUUGUCAAUGAUGGAACCGACUACCAGAUACUCUUGCACCAAAAGAGAGCAGAUACCAACAGUGCCUCUCAUAAUAGCAAUCUCGGCGGUGAACUAGUUGACCUCUUGCAAAAUAGCAUUGGCGAUAAAAGUGGUGCGCAGUCCGACAAGCACAUUGUCAAGCCCGCAUUAUCCCAGCACAAUCUGCAACAACUCCACAUAGCCGCUACCACUACUGUCGCCAAUACCGCCGUUGCUGGAAAACCCUCCUCCCAAGUGUAUGGACCAAGCGUUGCCGACCCAAAUGUUAACGGCCACGUCAAUUUUGGAGCAAUUGGAAUAGAAAUUGCAAACAACCUUGCCAACGUCAUUGAUAUGAACGAAAUGGGCAACAUGGCUACAACAUUGGGUUUCAUGAUGUCGCGCACCAACAACCAGAACAUGGUACUGAACAAUGGCAUUGCCGCCCUUGUGAGCCAAAUGCUUGCCAAUCCACAGCUUUUGGGCGCUAGCAGCACCAGAAUCGCCGCGCACAAUAGUGGCAGCACUAGCAACACAGCACCCAAUACUCCAAACAUUGACAUGGCACAGCUGCUUGGCAUGGUUGCAAGUGGUAACGACGGCAAUGUGGACCUCCAGGGUAUUGCAAACAUAAUUGGCGGCGGUGCUGCAGUUAAUAUUGCACAGGUGAUUGAAGGCCUUGCAAGCGAGGGUGUUGGUGCAGGUGCAGGUGUAGCUUUAACCCCAGGCACCUCUGCGGCUAUCUCUGAAGCUAUCAACAAUGUCAUUGGCAGUGGCGAUGGAGUGCGCAAUGUUGCAUCCAUUGUUAAUGAGUUUGUCAAUGGUGAUGAUGAGGGUGGCGUUGCCAAUAUUGCCCAAGCCCUUGGUAUCCGUAAUUUUGUCCGGACAGAAGACAAGAAGGUGCCAGACGGCUGCCCGUCAUGCUUUAACUGCAUGUAUCCAGGCUCUCUGUGUGCGCACAAUGCUACAUCUUGUUUGAGCCCUGUGGACAAGGACAAGCGACCAUCAGCAAAAAACGAGCAUUGCCAUGAGGACACCGAGUGCAGGCCUGGAUGGGGCGGCUGGAACUGUAACACCCUACUGGUGAAGGAGGCCGGUGUUACAAUGGCAUGCUAUGUGGGCAACACAGAUCUAAGUAGGUACCUCCCUGAGGGCGUCACACCCAAGAUGACAUUUGGAUGUGACAGAAACUCGAGCGCUUGCUCAGCACAGUUUUGGAUUAGUGGAAAGGAGGCAUUCUACUGUGAUCUGGACCAGAUGAAGUGCAAGUGCAUCCCAGGCCGGUUCCUGUGUGGUAAUUAUGGACUAGACAUAUCCACAGUCCUUAAUGAGGUCGAAGGCCCAGUCAAUAUUAAGUGCCAUGAUGAUGGUUUCAGCAACUGCUUUAUCCGCGAGUCUCAAAAGAUCAUAACCCCUCAAAGCAGCAGCAGCAAACGUACAAGCUCAGAAUCAGAGAUGCACAGCGAGAUUAGUAACAUGAUGGCAAACACACUGCGUGCAACUGUGUCAUUCCGUGACAUCUCAUACACAAUUCCUGCACAGGGACCAGAUAUGGUGUCGUUCAAAGGGCUGGGAGUUAACAUAAGUGGAAAGGUGUCUUUAGGCUUGCAACCAGAUGGCAGCAGCACAAGUGCCAGUGAGACAAAGGGUAUGCAGUUGCUGAAAAAUGUCAAUGGCAUUGUGCGACCUGGUGAGAUUCUGGCCAUUUUGGGUGCAUCUGGUGCUGGCAAGAGCACCCUGCUUGAUAUCCUGUCACGGCGCGAAAAAUGUGGCAAGGUCACUGGCAAGGUACAGAUAAACGACAAGGACAUCAUUGGUGACAUAACGACUGAAGAGUUUCACCGCAUGUCAGGCUAUGUUGACCAGCAGGAUGUACAUGUGGCAACAGCCACUGUACACGAGUCUGUUAUGACCUCAGCCCUAUUGCGGCUUCCACGGGACAUGUCACUUGCAGCCAAAGAGGAACGCGUCCGUGACGUGCUGAUUGAUCUUGGUUAUGGCAUUGCUAAUCAGAGGGGCAAUGAGGAAGAUCCCAAUGCUGCCACAGCCAGCCACACUGGCUCUUCAUCUUCAAUUGACAAGAAAACUUCCAGUGACAGUGAGUGGAGCCCAUUACUAGGCACAAGCACACUCUCUUUGGACGCCACAUCUUUGGAAACUUCCAGCAGCAAAAAGCAUGGCACUAACAAUCCAAACCACAAGUCUGUCAACAAAGAUUUUUUGGCAACUCAGCAGCAGCCCAAGGGAAGCCAGUUUAUAGUCUACAAUGCCCGAAUCAACUUGCAACGACUUUUGGACAGUUUCAAGGCAAGCAACCAGUAUCACCAAGUAUCAGGUGAGCUGGACAAGGUCACAGGUGUUGACUGGGUGCCAUCAUCAUUUGAAAUGGUUACUUCUAUUGCUGUUGUCAUAUUUGUCAACAUAUUUGACUUGGUGUACCUGGUGUAUUGCCGCCUAAAGGGCAAGAACACUGGUCCCAAGUUUGAUGACAAACUGCGUCCAUCUUUGUUUGAGCAAUAUAAGGUGCUGUCUGCACGUAUAUUCAGGCACCUCUACCGUGACCCAACAUUGAUGCUGGCUAACUAUGCCAUGUCUCGUGCCAAUGCAUACUAUGAUCCAAUGGCAUACUUUUUAGCCAAGGUGACCUUUGACCUAAUCCCAUUGCGUGUUGUGCCACCCAUGCUGCUUACACUUAUUUUGUAUCCCAUGGCUGGUCUGGCUGCAACCUGGCAUCAGUUUAUCAAGUUCUUCUGCACAUUGGUGAUCUUCAACUUGACAAUUGCAUCGCAAAUGUUCUUUAUUGGCCUGCUCGCAGAGGAGCUUAUAGUGUCAAACUUUUUGGCAUCUCUCACACUCCUUUUCUCGCUGCUUUUUGGUGGUCUCAUACUGAACAAGGAGUCAAUUCCGGCAAUGCUGCAGCCGCUGUUUGGUACUUCUAUUUUUAAUCUGGCAUAUGAGGCCCUGUCUAUCAAUGAGCUUAGAUAUGCUCACGUGAAGAAGUGAAGUUUGGCCUGCAGAUUGAGGUUCCUACUGCAGCACUCAUUUCAUCAUUUGGAUUUAACCUGCAAGCAUUCUGGUGGGACAUUUUUACUCUGAUUGUAGUACUUGCAGUGAGCUUGAGUAUGUCGUUGGUAUGGCUAACAUUUGUCAUCAAGGAGAGAAGAU
This is a messenger RNA of Kickxella alabastrina, 3354 nucleotides long. RefSeq lists its product as uncharacterized. Bases 79 to 3192 code for a protein of 1037 amino acids. Gene Ontology annotation, cellular component: membrane. Gene Ontology annotation, molecular function: ATP binding; ATP hydrolysis activity; ABC-type transporter activity. The transcript is spliced from 12 exons. The record is from RefSeq and is a predicted model, not a curated record. Lineage: Eukaryota; Fungi; Kickxellomycota; Kickxellomycetes; Kickxellales; Kickxellaceae.